AUGCUAAGUGCUACAGAUAGAGUAAAGAGGGAGACUCCUUGGCCUGCGGACACUGCAGAAAUACCUCAAAGUCUCCGUAGCUCUCCUGACCUCAAGGGUAGUGCGCCUGGGACGAAGUACCUGGGCCCAGGUUCGAGGCGUGACAAUAGAGCUACUGGAAAGCAAGCCGAGACUGGAGCAGAUAUGGUAAAAAGGGGUGCUCGUAAUAAUUUGAGAAAAUCAAGUGAUAGUUCAUUGACUAUUGAUGAGGUAGAUGAACUAAUUUCCAUGAAUGCUGCCUCUUUGGAGAAUAUCGAGGAACAUGGACAACAUGAACAAUAUCAAUCAACUCAGGAAGCACGUAAAUCUAAUGCAUAUUCAGAGGUACCGACUUCUAGCAGGAAUAAAAAAUCUAAACAUGAUCAUCUUGAAGGCAUGGCUGAUAUGUUGAGAGGUGGGAUGAAUAAUUUCGCUAAUGCAAUUAAACGCCUUUCAACUAUGCCACCUAUUCCUGAGAGUGAGAUAUGGCAAAUGUUGCUUCGAGGUGUGAAGUAUCUCCAUUCUGCAAACAUUCUUCAUCGUGACUUGAAGCCUGGGAACCUACUUAUCAAUGCUUACUGUGAUUUAAAAAUUUGUGACUUUGGUCUUGCACGUACAAGCAAUGGCAAGGGCCAGUUCAUAACUGAGUAUGUUGUUACGCGCUGGUAUAGGGCACCAGAGCUCCUGCUCUGCUGUGACAACUAUGGAACUUCCAUUGAUGUAUGGUCUGUUGGUUGCAUUUUUGCUGAACUCCUUGGAAGUAGUUCUGUGAGCUUCAGCUUGUCACUUUCAAGACACGGACAAUGA
Nicotiana attenuata is the source of this 825-nucleotide messenger RNA. RefSeq names its product mitogen-activated protein kinase mpkC-like. The transcript is spliced from 3 exons. Gene Ontology annotation, molecular function: MAP kinase activity; ATP binding. Bases 1 to 825 code for a protein of 274 amino acids. NCBI's taxonomy places the organism in Eukaryota, Viridiplantae, Streptophyta, Magnoliopsida, Solanales, Solanaceae. Gene Ontology annotation, biological process: protein phosphorylation; intracellular signal transduction. The record is from RefSeq and is a predicted model, not a curated record. Gene Ontology annotation, cellular component: cytoplasm; nucleus.